AUGGCACUAUCGUUAGACGGCAAUUGCCCUGCUGGCAAAUUUCACAUACCCGAUACGGGCCGCAUCGAAGAUCCCUCAGUACUCGUCAGCGUCAUUGUUCCCGCCUACAACGAGCAGGACAGGAUAUCGGCUGCUCUUGAAGAAGCCGUCGAGUACCUUGACAGCACCUUUGGUCGGCCCGGCGACAAGGCGGCCGCUGACAAGACCGCUGCUCUGCCUGGAACGCGCAAGAGACCAGCCCGCGGCGGCGGGCCCUUCCCAAGGGACCGUACUGUUGACGUAGUGCUGGAACUAUCGAAAAAGCACAAACUUCACGACGUGGUGCGUGUCGUAACGUUGGAAAAGAACCGCGGCAAGGGCGGUGCCGUUACUCAUGGCUUCAGACACGCACGUGGAGAAUAUGUUUUAUUCGCCGAUGCAGACGGUGCAUCCAAGUUUAGCGAUCUGGGCCGGUUGAUUGAGGGCUGCGAAGAGGUUGCGGAUGGCUCUCAUCGCGGAGUCUCUGUCGGCAGUCGUGCGCAUCUCGUCGGGAGUGAGGCAGUCGUCAAGCGAUCUGCUCUCCGCAACUUCCUUAUGCGCGGGUUCCAUUUUGUUCUCAUGAUCCUUACCCCUCCCGCGACCUCUCGAAUCAAGGACACGCAGUGCGGAUUCAAGCUGUUUUCCCGCGCCGCCCUUCCCCACAUCAUCCCUUACAUGCACGCGGAAGGAUGGAUUUUCGACGUGGAGAUGCUUAUGCUCGCUGAGUCGGCUCCUGCUACACCCGUGCUUGGUUCCGAUGGUAGUGUUAUAGGUACGACCGCCGGCAUCAAGGUGGCGGAGGUUCCCAUUGCGUGGCAUGAAGUGGACGGCUCCAAGAUGAGCCUCGCAAGAGACAGCAUUGCCAUGGCGCUAGGAUUGGCCGUUCUAAGGGCAAGCUGGAUGAUGGGCGUGUACCGACGGAGGAUGACAUGA
This is a messenger RNA of Parascedosporium putredinis, 951 nucleotides long. NCBI's taxonomy places the organism in Eukaryota, Fungi, Ascomycota, Sordariomycetes, Microascales, Microascaceae. The record is from the annotation of a GenBank genome assembly.